AUGGCCCUAUCCACACUCCCCUCAAGCACUCAACACCACGGACCUCCGAACAACAACAGCAACGACAACUCACGGGAUAAAGAUGGCAAACCCCCUCACUCGCCCCGAUUCCCCGGUGCCGGGCGCCCCCGUCUUCGCUGCCGGAUAUGCGGCGCGACCUUAGACCCCCAACCAGCCCGCUCUCUCUCCAAAGGCGCGCCUCGCCCGAAGCGGGCACCCGUCACGGGCGUCCACCGCUACAGAAAUGGCGGAAUAAUUGAAUGUCCGUACAGCACGCGGGCUUAUGCCCUUCCUCAACAGGUUAACCGGAUGGUGAUCGCCGAGGCGGCUGAGGCGGCGGGGAUGUCGCGAGGUGGGAGACGGCGCAUGGUGUUACCUACGAGGAUAGCGCCGAGGAGUGAACGUGAGGAUGAUGACGCUAUGGACGAGGAUGGACAUGAGGAAGAAGAAGAAGAGGAGGAGGAGGAGGAUGAUGAUGGCGACGAAGAUGAUGACAACGAGGAAGACGAUGAGAGCUCUCAAGCAUCUGCAGAGGAAUCCUCAGAAAAUGAUGACAAGGACUAA
Scedosporium apiospermum is the source of this 564-nucleotide messenger RNA. RefSeq lists its product as uncharacterized. The transcript is spliced from 2 exons. The record is from RefSeq and is a predicted model, not a curated record. Bases 1 to 564 code for a protein of 187 amino acids. Lineage: Eukaryota; Fungi; Ascomycota; Sordariomycetes; Microascales; Microascaceae.